Messenger RNA from Bombina bombina (fire-bellied toad), 2827 nucleotides. RefSeq names its product zinc finger protein with KRAB and SCAN domains 3-like. Lineage: Eukaryota; Metazoa; Chordata; Amphibia; Anura; Bombinatoridae. Gene Ontology annotation, biological process: regulation of transcription by RNA polymerase II. Gene Ontology annotation, molecular function: DNA-binding transcription factor activity; RNA polymerase II cis-regulatory region sequence-specific DNA binding. Bases 53 to 2107 code for a protein of 684 amino acids. The record is from RefSeq and is a predicted model, not a curated record. The transcript is spliced from 10 exons.
GCAGGUGUCACGUUUAUUAUAACAUCUGACUUAGUCACUGACGAUAAACAAGAUGAGCAUAUACAGGAAGCAAAUGGCAGAGCAGUUCCUGAGUCAAGCCCUGGGCAUCAUCUGCCUGCUGACCGGAGAGGAAUACACCAUUGUGAAGAAGACCUCGCGCAGCAUCAUUCAGCAGCUGAGCAGAGAGGUGCCUAUAAAGUGUGAUGAUGUUGCCGUGUAUUUCUCUAUGGAGGAGUGGGAGUAUAUAGAGGGACACAAGGAGCUUUACAAGGAUGCCAUGAUGGAAACUCACCCAACACUAAGGACUAUGGAGAUCCCAGGAAAUGAGGGCUCAGCAGAUCACAGGGAUGAAAAUCUAGACACAGGAGCACAUGCUGAACAGAACACUAAGCCAGUGAAGACCCCAUCAGAUUCAGAACUAACAAGUCACAGUGAUGAUAAUCUAGACACAGGAGCAGAUGCAGAGCUUGUUCAGAAUAUUCAGCCAGUGGAGACCCCAUCAACCGUCUCUGCAGACUGGGAGAGGGGUAGAGGUGGACGAGGGCACGAGAGUAUAGGUUUAGGUGCUAGUAGGACUAUUAGGGACCGUCAGUUAAAAUUAGAGUGUGAGUUAGCUAGAGGGAUAGGAAGCUGGAGAGCGAGUGUAAGGGGUGGUGGUGGCUUUGUGCUACCUAGUGGGAGAGGACCAAAGGGGAAGGAAAAGCAAGUUACUUUAUCCCACCCUAGGAAAAGUAGAUCUACAGUAGAGACAGAGGGAGAGGGAGGGAGGCCUGGGUCUGGCUCUGUUGAGGGUCUGGGAGGGGAAAAGAGGACUCGGACCUUAGGGACAGAUCAGGGAGAGCGGGCUGGUCCCUCAUCACAGGCAGGAGGACACGAGUCAGCUGGGCAUCCUCAGAGGCCCAGGAUGAGGGAAGAGCGAUAUAGUGAGGCCGAAAAAUUUGCUCUGAUAGAGGCGUAUGUGGAGCGAGCCCAACAAUUAGAGACGCGUAAUUUGGCCAGCAACAUUAGAAGUAGGCUAUGGGAGGAAAUCAGGGAGGCUUGUGUAAGAGUGAACAAUCGCCAACGCACCAUGGACAGUAUUAAGCAUCGGUGCCGUGACUGUCGGCGGAUGCUGAAAGAGAAAAUGGAAUUGGAGGAAGAACAGGCAAAUCAACCCGGUGGCCAACUCAUAGUCUAUAGCGGUUGGGAAGAGCUGCUGAGGGAUAAGAUGACUGCAGCUACAGUGCCCAAGAUUACAGAAGAAGGGGAUAUGGCUGCUACAUCUUCUGAAAGGCAGUUGUGUAAAUAUGAUGCUGUGAUUUCAUGUGAUUCAGAACAAACAGAAUAUCAUUGGCUAAGAAAUAUGACAGAAGCAGAAGAUCAGGAAAUAUGUGAAAAGGUCAUCAUUGGUGAAAAUUAUGCUAUGAUUUCAUAUAACACAGAAGAAACAAAAGAUCCAUGCCUACAAAAUGUGCCUGGGGCUCCAGAGCAGGAAAUAUGUGACAAUAUUAUUACAGGUGAUAUUAAGACUGAAGUCACACUUGAUGCUGAAGAAACAAAUGAUCUGUAUGUAAUGGUUCCACUGGAAGAUGUGAAGCAGGAAAUCGAUGACAAUAUUAGUACAGGUGAAUUCACAACCUGCAAUAAUCCUAGUCCGGGUCAGAGUGCUGAGGUUUAUUUCAAUAUUCUUCAAAAUCAAAGAAGCCACAUGGGACAUUUUUGUUCUGAAUGUGGGAAAUGUUUUACCUGGAAAUCACAACUUCGUAAUCAUCAGAAAAUUCAUACAGGAAAGAAAGCAUUUUCAUGUUCGAAGUGUGGGAAAUGUUUUACUCAAAAGUCAAAUCUUCUUGCUCAUCAGAAAAUUCAUACAGGGAAGAAAGAAUUUGUGUGUUCGGAAUGUGGGAAAUGUUUUACUCAGAAACCACAUCUCAUUAGGCAUCAGAAAAGUCAUACAGGGGAGAAAGAAUUUUUAUGUUCUGAAUGUGGGAAAUGUUUUACCUUGAAAUCAACUCUUAAUAAUCAUAUGAAAAUUCAUACAGGGGAGAAAGAGUUUUCCUGUUCUAAAUGUGGGAAAUGUUUUACGCAACAAGCAACUCUUAUAAAUCAUCAGAAAGUUCAUAUUAAAUAAAAUCAGAGUUUAACCUCUGAAGCGCAGAAACUGACACAUGAUUGUCAUCCACACAAUGUCUAGUGUGCUGAUGAUGACUACAUGUUGUCCUCUGGGGGCACACUUUUAGGUCUGAGGACCCAUUUGCACCGCAAGCAGUUAUCACUGGGGUAUCCAAGGUCCCUAUAUAGGUUUAAGUAGCCAGGUGGUCACUUGUUGUAAAUAAAAUGUGCAUUUACUGUAGUAGAGGUUUAUGGAAGGAAGACCCCCCCAUGUGCAGAUCAAAGUUAUAUAAAUAUACCUAAAGGCCCUUAUUUAUAUACUGAUAAACCCUUUUAUAAAAUGUAGGUACUGUUGAGGACAUUAUAGUCAGGUAUUAAUUGAGGUGACAGUGUUUUCCUUAGCUAGUAUUUAAAAUUGACCAGGUGUUUAGGUUACAGGGUGAGCUGCUAUUUUAACAUCAAAAGUUCAAGAGGCCUCCAAAAGGCAUUCUCUGGAUUAGGAUAGCCCCUGGCUGCAUGAAAUGCAUUGUGCUGAAAUAAAACAAAAAAAGUAUUUAUAUUUUUUUUUUUACUUUUGUUUUUCAGUUGCCAAUUUCUAUAAAACAAAAUGCUGAAUAAUUAUCAGUUUCUGCUUAUGUAAGACAGGUUAUCUAAUACAAUUAUAGAUCCACAAAAGUUGACUAUAUAAAUCUUGUACUGUAUUGUUUACAACCUUGUUUAUUAAAAUUGUAAUACAAAA